CGAUUAUCACAUCCGUGAUGUUGGAAGCCUGCCACUGAUCUCGGCCCAAGACAUGUCGUUUCAUUAAUAGACUUCACGGUCGGCGGGAAAUUAUCACGGUCUGGCGAUCAUGACAACUGACUUGCCCGCAAGGUGUGCAAAGUCUCCUGGAAGUUGUACAUCUUCACGAUCGGAUGACCGUGAUAAUAGCACCUUGGGUGUGAUCUCUGCCUGUUUGUCCAUUUCGCUCCAUUUCCUAGCGGCGGGUCACCGGCGGGCAAGGGCGCCGCUCCAUUUCCUUCCCCAUUUAUGAGUGUGUUCUCUUUGUUCUUGAGGGAUUCGUCAGUUUGGAUCUCCUUACUCCAUUUCUCCCUUUAUUUUCCGAUGAAUUUCAAAAAACAAAAGAAAAACAUCAAAGCAACAAAACAGAGCUAAAGCAAGUGCUUCUCCCCCUCAACAUGAAAAUUGAAAUAAAACAAUGAGAUGAAAGAAAAUCCGAGUUGUCUCCCUAGUAGCACUUUUAUUUUACAUUGUUAAGUUGGAUGCCAGACAUGGGUUGCCUCACAUGAAGCGCUCUUUCUUUUAUUCCUUUGAGCUAGGAAGUUUUCUACAUUCUUCAAGGUCCCAACUCAAGGCUUUCUUGAAGUCAAUCAUUUUGAAUGUAGGCUCCAAAUGUAUACCAUCCUUCUUCUCCUUUUGUCUUGAUAAUGGAUCAUGAAGCAAUAUCCACCUUAGUCACCAACUUGCACCUUUUACAACACAUAUUGAUCUUGAAUUUUAGGCAUCUGGUAGAGGUAAUGAUACAAGGAUGGACUCAUGUACUUCCCUCUUUGGGUUAGAUAUGACACUACGGUCUAUUGAAAUCUGGCUUGACUCCUUAAUGCAUCUCCAUUGAGAUUUUGACAUUUUCUUCGUGGUUUUUAACUUUAGGAAUAUCAUCCUCCAUUUUUUCACCAAGAGUGCCCGUGUGAAUGGUGAACUCUCCAUACUCUACCCUUACUUCCUCAAGAUUCUUGUUUUCCAAGGUUUUUGUAAAUCCUUGAGAAGGUGAUAUAGGGGGAUCUUGAAGGAGUCCAUCCACUUCAAAGCUUGGUUCUUCUAUGCAUAGAGCUUCCUUGUGGUAGGUGGGAUGACUACCCAUUGAGGUCUGGAUACCAUUAUUGCAGGGUGCAUCAGUCUUUUCUAAGAUUGAUUUGAGGUCUGGAUACCAUCAAUUGAAAGUGGCAGAUGGAGCAACCUCAAAGACAGCUUUUAGAACAAGAUAUGGGCAUUAUGAGUUCCUGGUAAUGCCUUUUGGACUCACUAAUGCACCAGCGGUAUUUAUGGCUCUUAUGAACAGAGGUUUCCAUGCAUAUCUUGAUAAGUUUGUGAUUUUGUUCAUAGAUGAUAUUCUCAUCUAUUCUAAAAGCGAGGAGGAGCACAAAACUCACCUUAGAAUUGUGUUGCAAAUUCUAAGGGAGAAACAAUUAUAUGCAAAAUUCUCAAAAUGUGAGUUUUGGUUGAAGGAGGUAAUAUUUUUGGGACAUGUAAUUUCUGGAAGAGGUGUCGAGGUGGAUCCGAAAAAGGUGGAAGCAGUGGUGAGUUGGGCUCCACCAAAAGAUGUGUCUGAGUUGAGAAGUUUUCUUGGCAUGGCGGGUUACUAUCGGCGGUUCGUAGAAGGAUUUUCUAAAAUUGCCGCACCAUUGACUAAAUUGUUGAGGAAGAAUACCAAGUAUGUUUGGGAUGAAUCAUGUCAAAAGAGUUAUGAUGAACUGAAGAAGAAAUUGACCACAGCACCAGUACUGGCUUUACCUUCAAACCAUGGAGAGUUUGUGGUGUAUAGUGAUGCCUCAUAUCAAGGACUGGGUUGUGUGUUAAUGCAAGAUGGAAGAGUUAUCGCAUAUGCCUCUAGGCAAUUGCGUCCUCAUGAAGUAAAUUAUCCCACUCAUGAUUUGGAGUUGGCAGCGGUGGUAUUUGCUCUCAAGAUUUGGCGACAUUAUUUGUAUGGUGAGACUUUUAAAAUCCUAACUGAUCACAAAAGCUUGAAGUAUAUUAUGGAUCAGAAGGAUUUAAAUAGUCGCCAGAGGAGAUGGAUAGAGUUGUUGAAAGAUUAUGAUUGUACCAUUGAUUACCAUCCAGGUAAAGCUAAUGUAGUUGCUGAUGCUCUAAGCAGAAAAGGCAAGAAGAAUAUAACGAAUCUGGUUGAUUUGAGGCCAAUGAAUGUGGAUUUGGAAGUGGAUGGUGUAACAGGGUUACUAGCUCGGUUGAACAUACGACCUUUGUUGCACGACAAAAUUUGUGAGAAGCAGAAGGAGGACUCAGAGUUGGCAAAAAUCAUUCAAGACAUUGAGGAAGGAAAAGAAAGCCCAUUUGAAAUAAUAGAUGGCAUGUUGAAGAUGAAUGGAAGAGCAUGUGUUCCUAAUGUUGAUAACUUGAGGAAAGAGAUCCUAGAUGAAGCUCAUUCUUCUGCUUAUGCUAUGCACCCAGGAGCUACUAAAAUGUAUCACACGAUCAAACCAUAUUUUUGGUGGCGUGGGAUGAAAAAGGAAGCGGCUGAACAUGUUUUCACAUGUCUAGUAUGUCAGAAAGUUAAGGCAGAACAUCAAGCUCCUGUAGGAAAACUGCAACCACUUCCAAUUCCAGAAUGGAAGUGGGAAAGAAUCACAAUGGAUUUUGUAUAUGGUCUUCCAUCAUCAAGGGGGAAAGAUGCGAUAUGGGUUAUUGUGGACCGACUAACCAAAUCGGCUCACUUUUUACCCAUUAGAUGGAAACCAUCACUGGAGACUUUGUCUCAACUAUAUAUUAAGGAGAUCGUCAGAUUGCAUGGUGUGCCAAUUUCUAUUGUCUCUGAUCGAGACCCGAGCUUCACAUCUCGGUUUUGGAAAAGUUUACAUGAUGCCUUGGGAACUAAACUGCAUUUUACUUCAGCUUAUCAUCCUCAAACAAAUGGCCAGAGUGAACGAACCAUCCUUACCUUAGAGGAGUUACUUCGAUCAUGUGUAAUGCAAUGGGAGGAAUCAUGGAUUGACCAUUUGCCCUUAAUUGAGUUUGCUUACAACAACCAGUACCAUAGUAGCUUGGGUGUUCCACCAUAUGAAGCACUUUAUGGGAGGAAAUGUAGAACACCAUUAUGUUGGGAUGUAGAAGGAGCAAGGCAAAUCUCAGGGCCAGAGAUAGUUCAGAUCACAGUUGAUAAGGUCAAGGAAAUCAGGGAGCGUUUGAGGGUGGCUCAAGAUCGACAGAAAGUUCAUGUGGACACGAGUAGGCGUGAAGUUAAUUUCGAGGUGGGUGAGAAAGUAUUUCUCAAAGUGUCACCAUGGAAAGGGGUGAUGAGAUUUGGUAAGAAAGGAAAGCUUGCACCUCGAUAUAUUGGACCAUAUGAAAUCACAGGGAAGAUUGGACCAGUGGCAUAUAAACUAGCAUUGCCUCCAGAGCUAUCUCAAAUCCACAAUGUAUUUCAUGUUAGUAUGCUGAAGAGGUACAAAGUGGAUCCUUCCCAUGUUAUACAACCAGAAGAGAUCGAGUUGGGUCCAGAUUUAACUUUUGAGGAGGUUCCAUUUGAGAUUGUUGAUUUUCAGAUUAAGACUCUUCGCAGGAAAGAAAUUCCAAUGUUGAAAGUGGUGUGGAGAAAUCAAGAUAGUGAGAGUGCUACAUGGGAAACUGAAGCAAGUAUGCGGGAGAAGUACCCUGAGUUAGUAGCAACCUACUUUACAGGUUAACAAUCUUGCUUAGUAAGUUAUGUUUUGAACUUGUUGAUGUGCUUUUGUUGUGAUAGCCUAGUAUAGGUUUUUGAAACCUAAACAAGGGAACUUGAGGUGUUAUGUGUUACUUUCUAGGUUAUGAAUUGCCUAACCUAAGAGUUAGGUAAUGACUUUAUGUAUGAUAGACCAUGUUAAGGGUAAGUAAGAGGAGUUAGAGUACGACUCAAGGAUAGAUUUCGGAGAUGAAAUCUUUUAAGGAGGGGAGAAUUGUAACAUCUCGUUCUGGAAAACCCAUAUUCCGAUCGCUAGAAAGUUCGCGAUUUAAUAUCGAGCGUUUUAACAGUAUUUCGGCGAAAAUCGGAUUAUCGAUCGAUCGGAUAAGUAUACGUAUUAAUUAUAUAUAUAUAUUAUAUAUAAUUAUUAAAUGAAAAAGGGAAAGUGUAAAUAAAAGGACGGUAAGUGAAACCGCUUUACAAUUAUAUAUAUAUGUCCACAAAUUGCAUCGGUCACAAUUUCAUUCUCAUCUUCCCAUUUCCCUUUCUCAAACACGCGGAGGAACAGAGAGAAACAGAGACGCGCACAGAAGGUCGAAGUAAAAGCUCAGAGCUCAAUUUUUGAGCAUUAGUGAUCCAAAAAUCCCGUAAGUAAUGUCUAAUUCAUCUAUACAUCGUGAUUUAUCGAUUUAGAGCUUUACAAUGAGUUUUUGGUUCAGGAAUUUCUUGAAUUCCCGAUAAGCAAAAUUAGGGUUUCGGAGUAUCCGGAAGCCGGAUUGAGCCCAAAUUUCAUAUACGAGCUUCCUGCAGCGAGGUAAUCAAUCAUCUAGUUCUAAUCCCUGAAUUUCGGCUAUUAUUUAGGCCGGGGUCCAAACCGCUAAAUUUAGCUCCGGCCAGGGUUUGAUGUGUUUUUAUCAAGAAUUUGACCCGGAGCCUAGAACUAAUAUUGACGGGGAUACUGCAGGGCAUAUUAGGACGGUGUCGGAUUUUAAUUCGGGGUUUGUUCCUGAAAUUGACGUUUUAGUACGGGAAGCUAAAAUCGGUGUUUGAAUGACUAGAACUGGUGAGGGAUUAGCACGGCAUCCCGGGUUUUUCGUAUCACGAUAAUUAUAUUGAUGCUUAGAAUUGAUCUAGGUGAACUAGAAUGGCAUGAUUAGGGGUGUAUGAACUUUUGUGCUAUAUGUUGAACCCUGGAUUGUUGUAUGAUAUUAUUGACUUGCCCUAAUCGAUAUGAACCUUGUUUAUGCUGAUGAUUGUGUAUAUGUUGCAAAUUGUGGGCUGGACUGUUAAUAUGCUUUACGAUGGUUCGAGAAGGUGAUUAGGUAUGACUUUUCAUGAUUGUUGUAUUUGGAUGCACAAGUGGGAAAAUAUAUAUUCCCUGGUGAUAUUAUGAUGUUUAAGGAGGAUGACUUGCACGAGGGUUUAUCCCGAGGAAGUGCAAUUAUACGACUCCUGAUUUACCUAUGUUGAGCCAAUUAUGGCCAGGUCAAGUACAUGUGCAAGUAAUGAAUUAUGAUUAAGCAAGAUGAUAUAUGAAUCAUGUAUAAGGAUACCAAAUAUGACUGUUGUGGUCUCACGGUCAACUACAUAGUAAUUAGGGCUCCCUAUGCUAUUACUCUAUUAUGAUAAGUAUGAUAGUCACACCUCUCAUGUGGUGGUGACUGAAGAUUUCUUAUGAGAUAUGACCACACCCAGAGUGGUGUCGGGGUAUGACUACACCCAUAGUGGUGUGGGGUAUGUAUGACCACAUCCGACGGGAUGUUGGGGUAUGUAGACUACAUCCGACGGGAUGUGGGGUAUGUUUCCCGGGAGAGUUAUUAGCAUGGGAGUAGCCAGGCGCCUAUAAGUAAAACAUGAUAAGAUGC
Molecule: messenger RNA, 5517 nt
Organism: Linum trigynum
Lineage: Eukaryota; Viridiplantae; Streptophyta; Magnoliopsida; Malpighiales; Linaceae
Source: the annotation of a GenBank genome assembly